GAGCGAUGUUGCCAGGAUCUAUUCAGAUCUCUGGGGAGACUUUAUCCAGUGCGGAGAUUCGGGAUAUUUGUGAGAGCUUGCGAGAGAACUCCAUCAAACUGCUUUCCCUCCGUGGUUGUCAACUUUCUGAUCGAGAUUUCGGCCGCAUCUGCAAGGGGGUAGCAGAGUCUCAUUCCCUGGCUCAACUUAAUCUUAACUUGGGGAUUGUUUCCAAUAUCAAUCGGGUCAAGCAAUUGGCUGAAGCUCUGAAGACAAACCGCUCUGUCCAAUCUUUGUUCCUUCAUGGGAGUCCUCUGACAGAUGCUGGUCUGGCCAUUCUCAACCCAGCUUUAUCCAUCCAUCCCUCCCUUGUGGCCUUGGACUUGGGGGACUGCAUGCUGGGAGAUGAAGGUAUCAACUUGAUUUGUGGCCUUCUUCCUCCUGAUGGGGCCAAGUCAGGAUUGAAGGAACUGACUCUGAGUGCAAAUUCUGGCAUCACCCCCAAGGGAUGGGGACGUCUGGCUAUUGCAGUGGCUCAUAGUUCCCAGGUGCGAGUGCUGAACUUGGACUACAAUCCCCUGGGUGACCAGAUAGCAGCAAUGCUGGCUGUUUCAGUGGCAUCCAGCCGCACCUUAGAAGUUUUAGACUUGGAAGGGACAGGACUUACCAACCAGUCAGCUAUGAUCCUAUUGGACAUGGUGGAAAACUAUCCAACAGCUCUGAGGACAUUGAUCCUGGCAGAGAACAACAUUAGUCCUGAACUACAGCAGCAAAUCUCAGACCUUCUUUCAGAGGGGGAGGAAGAAGAUGAGACUGUGUCCCAUGAAGUGAUGGCCAGAGAGAAGAAUUCCUGGAUCUGUCAAAGCAAUUCUAGUUCCCAGAUGGUCUUGGUAACAUCAGGCCUUGGAGAAAGUCUAUUAGCGGAAACAGAGAUGUGAACAGAAUGUCUGAUGAGAAAAGUAUUUCCAUGUACUGUAUUUGGAAAGAUCAUAUAUUGGUAGAAAUGUGUAUUUUCACACAUCUUGUGUAAUGUCUACUGUGCUUCUGAAAUUUGUGUGUGCACUAAGC
This is a messenger RNA of Protobothrops mucrosquamatus (brown spotted pit viper), 1047 nucleotides long. RefSeq names its product leucine rich repeat containing 73 (gene LRRC73). Gene Ontology annotation, molecular function: protein binding. NCBI's taxonomy places the organism in Eukaryota, Metazoa, Chordata, Lepidosauria, Squamata, Viperidae. Bases 6 to 917 code for a protein of 303 amino acids. The record is from RefSeq and is a predicted model, not a curated record. The transcript is spliced from 6 exons.